Zygosaccharomyces rouxii is the source of this 6267-nucleotide messenger RNA. It is a transcript of the gene CDC39, whose product is annotated as CCR4-NOT core subunit CDC39. Bases 1 to 6267 code for a protein of 2088 amino acids. Gene Ontology annotation, cellular component: CCR4-NOT core complex; P-body. The transcript has a single exon. The record is from RefSeq and is a predicted model, not a curated record. NCBI's taxonomy places the organism in Eukaryota, Fungi, Ascomycota, Saccharomycetes, Saccharomycetales, Saccharomycetaceae. Gene Ontology annotation, biological process: nuclear-transcribed mRNA catabolic process, deadenylation-dependent decay. Gene Ontology annotation, molecular function: molecular adaptor activity.
AUGCAAUCAUCUGCAUUGCCUAAGGACCAAAAUAGACAAGAGAAGGAAGCUAUUCAGAUAAUUAGUUCUCAGAUAAGCUUGUUGAUUACAUCGCUUACACAGGAUAACUAUACGGCGGUAUCAAGAAAUAUAGAUUUUUUACUCGAGAGGUCCGAUACCCCUGUUUACGUAAAAUAUUGGAAAAGGUUAUUAACACUUUGCUCGAACGAUAUCAAAAAUACUCAUAGGUUACAAUCACCUGAGCAAAACUUAAUUCACGGAUUACUAGGGAAUUUAAUCUUUAGAUUACAAGACAAAGUUCCUUCAGUUUGGCAAUUAUUGAAGAAUCAAAUAUUUGAAAACGUUGAGUUUUUGAGCGAAUCAGAAUUAGAAACAAGUGAUAUCGAUCAAUUGCUACAAAAUCAGUGGGUUCAACAACCAGAUUACAGGAAAGAGAUAAAAGAGUUGGAACAAGUACAAAAUAUCAAGAUGAAUAACGCCAAAUAUCUACAAAACUUCUUAGCGGAAUGCACCGCGGCCAAUUUGGCCAACGAUUUGACCGAUCUACUUUUUUCAUUAAGUGGUGAAGCAAGAAAUGAUAUGACUGCAUUAAUGAUGUCGGAAAUUAUAUCUCCAGGUUCGCAAAAGUUGCAAAGAGAUCCUACAAAUAGUUGGUUUACACCUCUGGCGAUUCCUGAGGCUACGAAUAUUGGUUACCAAAUUUCUAAAGCUUUCAAACAUUUUACAAAGGAGAAUGUUAAUUGGAAUAGAAUCUUCAAUCUAAUGUCAACAAAAUAUUUCUUAGGGAAUCCAAUUAAGCCUUCCACAGCAUCAUUGAGUUCAUUUUUUGCAUGUUUAGAGACAGGUCCUUUAAUCGAUCAAUUUUUUAGUUGUGAUUGGGAUUCUUCUUUCAAAUUACAAAUAGCAUGUCUUUUACACCAUUGGUCCCCACAACAGUCGUGCUUUGAUCUACUAAAAGUGGAAGGUAUAAAGAAGGUAACCGAUGUGGUACCUAAUUCUAAACAAUCACUGCUAUACCUAAUGUCAGUGGCAUCAUUAGAUUUAGAACUUUUCCUCUUAAGAGAUGAAUUGGUCAAUCACCCUAUGCUACCGUACUACCAAGAAUGUUUUUUCGAAGAUUUUAAUUUGGUUCCGGAAUCUCUGGCUUUUGCCCUAGUGGCAGAUAUCAAGCAUUUUACACUAUUGAUAGAAAAUAGCACCAUAAUCGAUGAGAUAUUAGUGACAUUACUGGUACAAGUUUUUGAGAAAAGCCCCAUGGUGAUGGGCGUACUAAUUAAAUCUAUUUCAGAUAAUGAAAAGAUUGUGGACGCUGCUAAGAUUAUCAUUAGCAAAGAUAACUUACCAAUUGCCAAUUUUGCUAAAAUAUUGGCAGAUGAAGGUAAAUUAGAUUAUGUGAUAGCAAGGAUCUCCUUCAAUGAAGUAUUCCGUAUAUUACCAAGUGCCAGGAAAGUAGGUUGGGAUGGAUUUGGUGAGUUUGUAAAGAAUAAUUUGGAUGUGAAUACGGCUCCAGUGAUUUUAGAUUGUCUAGAUGCACAGACCAAGAUGACAGAUGCCAAUACUACUUUCAAAUCUUCCAAAAUCUUCGAUUUAGCUGCAUUGAGUUUUUUAAUAAAUCUCUUAAUCGAUUUUCCCUUGAAACCAUUCGAUCGUGAUAGAUUUGAAUCGAUUCAAUUCUCAUUGAUUAUUGCCUUCCCACGUUUGAUCAAUUUCGGAUGUGGUCAUGAUGAAGCUAUAUUGGCUGAUGGUGGAUUAGUACCAUUCACUACAGAAGUGGAAAAAGAAAUGCAAAGUUAUUUGCAAAAGAUGUACAGUGGUGAGCUGGCAAUCAAGGAUAUUAUCGAUGUAUUAAGGAGAUUAAGAGACAGUGAUGACACCAAAGAUCAAGACGUGUUUGCAUGCAUUACCCAUGCAGUUAUUACAGAAUCGAGCUUUUUUAGAGAUUAUCCACUGGAUGCAUUGGCAACAACAUCUGUUUUGUUCGGAUCGAUGAUUCUUUUCCAAUUAUUACGUGGAUUCGUAUUGGAUGUGGCAUUCAAAAUUAUUUUGAAUUUUGCCAAAGAAGGUCCAGAAUCUAAAAUGUUCAAAUUUGCUAUCCAAGCCAUUUAUGCUUUCAAGAUACGUCUCACUGAUUUCCCUCAAUAUUGUAAGGACCUGCUUGAACAAGUGCCUCGUUUACAAAGUCAGCCUCAGGUGUAUCAAGCUGUAAUAGAUGCUAGUGUUCAAGCGGAUAGGAGGGCACAAAAUUUCAUCGAUGAUGCAAAACCAACGGUUGAAAUGAUACCUCUAAGGUUCUUCAAUGUGGAAGAACCUCUUUCACAAUCACAACAAGAGGCGCCACCUAAGGAAAUCAUGGAAAAGGUAUUAUUUGUGGUUAAUAACAUUACCAUGGAUAAUUUUGACAGCAAGAUAUCAGAUUUAGGACCUGUUUUAAUCCCUAAUUAUUUUUCAUGGUUUUCAAACUAUUUGGUGAAUCAAAGAGCAAAGACUGAACCCAAUUACCACAAACUCUACAGCAGGCUUCUAACAGCACUUGGAUCUAAUUUGCUUCACGAGUACAUGAUAUCAGUUACUUUAAAACAAUUAUUUGUGAUGCUAGCAACGAAGGACAUUCAGGCUAUCGACAAGAACCAUUUGAAGAAUCUAUCAUCUUGGCUUGGUAGUAUUACUUUAGCUGUCGAUAGACCUGUUAAACAUAAAAACAUAGCGUUCAGGGAAAUGCUACUAGAUGCUUACCACACAAAGAGAUUAGAAGUCGUGGUUCCAUUUGUGGCAAAAAUAUUACAGAAUGCUUCAGAAUCAAAGGUUUUCAGACCACCAAACCCUUGGACUUUGGGUAUCUUAAAGGUUCUGGUAGAAUUAAAUGCAAAGGCAGACUGGAAGUUAAGUCUUACUUUUGAAGUAGAGGUUCUUCUGAAGGCAUUCAACUUGAAACCAGGAAGUGUCCAACCAUCAGAAUUCUUAAAUGUCGGUGACAUUACAGAAGAACUAUCAGGUGCGUUGAGCAAAAUGACUAUUGAACAACAACAAUCUGAACAGCAGAGACAAAUGAUUUUAAUGCAACAAUAUCAACAGCAAAUGUUACUAUUCCAUCAAAGACAACAGAGACUUGUCAACACGGGUAUGGUGCCACCUGUGGAGCAACUGCCCAUGGCAGCCGCUGCAGCUACUGUGGACAACGCUCCAGUAAAUGAUAACCCAUUUAGCAAUCUAUUCGGGUCAACGAUAUUCGUUACCCACCCAGAUUUGAAACGUGUUUUACAGAUGGCAAUCGCUAAAUCUGUAAGGGAAAACCUUCUACCCACCGUGGAGAUGUCGUCUAGCAUAGCUGUUGUUACCACACUCAAGAUCGUUCUAAAAGAUUUUGCUACCGAAGUCGAUGAAGUGAAAUUAAAGACCGCUGCUGUUACGAUGGUCAAACAUUUGGCACAAAGUCUUGCUCGUGCUACUUCGGUCGAGAUUUUGAGAGAAGGUGUUCGUUCUACAACCCAGUCUUUAGCUCCUAAUCUAAUGAGCCUUCCUACAUCUCCUGUCGAGGAAUUAGAUACCGCUAUCAAUGAUAAUAUUGGACUGGCGGUUGGUCUGGUGGAAAGAGCAGCUGUAGACAAAGCUGUACAGGACAUUGGUGAACAAUUGUUACAGCCUAUUGCUAUCCGCCGUUACCACAAAGAAAGAAGAGCAGAUCAACCAUUUAUGAGUCAAAACACGAACCCAUAUUCAUUGGCUCUACCAGAACCUCUCGGGUUAAGGACUGGCGGUGUCACUAAUCAACAGUUCAAAAUAUAUGAAAAUGCAGGUAAGUUUACUCCUGGUAUCGAUGCAACAACAGCAGCAACAACAGCGGCAGCGACAACAGCAACAACAACAGCACCUAACCUGAAUGUUCCUUCCUUGCAGCAAACAGCCAACCAACAGAUGUUACUACAGGCCCAACAACCUAGACAACAACCACAACAGGCUCAAAUGACUCAAGGAAACCAACAAAUUCCUCAACAUGGCCAGGGACAGAUCCCUAUCCCAAACCAACCAAUUGGAGUUCCUAGUGAAUUAGAACAAAAUCAUAGAGUUCUUGUUCAUCUAAUGGAUGGUCUAGUCAUGCAAAUUAAGGAGAACGCAGAGAAAAGAAGCUUGGAAGAUCUGGGUAACCGUAAUCCAAUCAAAGCCAUCAUUUUCCAAAUCUUAACUUUCAUUGCGAGAAGCUCUCAAAAGGAUCAGCUUGCUUUGAAAGUGUCACAAGCUGUUGUCAACAGUUUGUUUGCAACGAGUGAAAGCUCUUUGUGUAGAGAGGUAUUAUCCUUACUUCUGGAGAAAUUAUGUUCUCUUUCUAUUGUGGCUAGAAAGGAUGUUGUUUGGUGGCUUGUUUAUGCCUUAGAUAGCAGAAAGUUUAACGUCUCCGUUAUCAGGUCACUGCUUGAAGUCAAUUUGAUUGAUGCCACCGAGCUCGACAAAGUUUUGGUGACUGCUAUGAAGAACUCUAUGGAGAAUGCUGUCGAGUUUUCCAUGAGUUUAAUCCAGGACACAGUCUUAUCGGAUUCUCCAAUAUUAAUGCGUAUGGAUUUUGUCUGUACUUUAGAGUACCUGGGUAGCUUGGAUGAUUUUCAGGUAAAGAACUUCUUUAAUGAUUACGAAAACCGUCAGGUUCUUCCAGUAAAGAAGGGUACACAGGUCACUAACAGUGAGAGGAACUAUUUGGUAUUUACCGAAUGGGUUAAACUAUUACAAAGGGUCACUAGUGAUGAUGUGGUCACUUCUGUAUUCGUGCGCCAGUUGAUGGAAAAAGGCGUUAUUUCCUCCACUGACAAAUUAGUUGAAUUCAUAAGAGCUGCAUUAGAACUUUCGGUAUUUUCAUUUAAGGAAAGUGAUCCCACCGGUGAAGUGUUUACUACCAUUGAUGCGCUUGGGAAACUCAUAAUCAAAUUGAUGUUAGCCCAAGACUUAUCCUCCGUGAGCAGGACAGAGUAUCUGAACACCAUUUUGUCUGUGAUUGCAUUAGUCUUCUCCAAGGACCAUGAAGAAGACGAUACAACUUUCAACGAGAGACCUUAUUUCAGAUUAUUGUCCAACUUGCUUUAUGAAUGGGAAACUAUUCGUGGUCACAACUUUAUCAAGAUUAAAGACCAAAAGACGAGAAAAGAUUUCAUUUCUUUUGAUACUGAAUUUUACAAGAUUUUCUCAUCUUACUUACAUUCUUUACAACCAAUUGCUUUCCCCGGUUUCUCAUUUGCAUGGGUUACUCUAAUUUCUCAUAGGAUGUUUUUACCAACGGUUUUGAGGCUACCGGAGAAGAGUGGUUGGAAGAGUUUGACUCUUCUGUUGAUCGAUUUGUUAAACUUCUUGAAUCAAUACACCCAUAAAAAUGAAAUUCCAAAUGCUGUUUCGGUGGUUUACAAAGGUGUUUUGCGUGUAUUGUUGGGUAUUUCUAAUGAUGUUCCCGAAUAUUUGAUCGAAAACCAUCACGAGCUAAUGAAUAAUCUGCCAUCCACGUACUUCCAGUUGAAGAACGUUAUCCUUUCCGCAAUUCCAAAGAAGAUGGUUUUACCCAACCCUUACGACCCAGGAUUGUCCAUGGCAAACAUCGAUUUGUGCCAAGAACCUCCAAAAGUUUAUUACGAUCCUGUUAAUGACUUGAAAUCACUAAAGAAACCAGUGGACAAUUACUUGCGUAUUCCUUCCAAUUCUCUCUUGAGAACCAUCGUCUCUGGUUUGUACAGGACAGAAUACGAGAUGAGAAAUGGUGUAGGGUAUGAUUAUUUCACUACUGAUAUGAAACUUGUACGAGCAAUAGUUCUCCAUGUAGGACUUGAAGCCGGUCUAGAAAACCAAAAAAUGUCAUCCAGUGCUGUCUUCAACACAAAGUCCUCUUACUACACUUUGUUGUUCAAUCUAAUCCAUGAAGGUGUUACAGAGCUCAAGUAUCAAAUUAUUCAAGUCAUGAUUGAGCAAUUAAGAUACCCUAACUCACACACUUAUUGGUUCAGUUACGCUCUUAAGAACAUGUUUGUCUCUGACGACUGGGGUGAACAACGUUCUGAAGUACAAGAGAUAAUACUGCGUAACCUUUUGGAAAGAAUCAUCGUUAACAGACCUCAUGCUUGGGGUGUCUCAGUGCUAUUUUCUCAACUAUUAAGAGGCAAAGAUGUCAAUUUGCUAGAAUUACCGUUUGUGGAAAAAUUCCCCGAAAUUAAUGUUAUACUGUCUCAACUGCAUAAGCAUCUGUCAAUGGAAUCCGAAAACUCUCAACAAGAAAAUGGAGCUACAGAAUUGUCAUAA